GUUUUUUUGUAUAAGGGCUGGGAUUUCGGGUUAAAUAUUCAAAAUGGCGGACGGAGGAGCAGCGAGUCAAGAUGAGAGUUCAGGACCAGAUUCUAAAAUGAGUAAUCCGUCUGAAUCGAGUAAAUGUGCAAUGGAGAGUGGCGACGGAAGCACAGGUGCCCAAACAAAUGGACUGGACUUUCAGAGACAGUCCGUGCAGACCACAAACGCCAUCACCAACGCACACGCACAGGCUCUGCUCCAACAGUUGACUCUGACUCCGGCACAGCAGCAGUUGUUGCUGCAGCAGGCCCAGGCCCAGUUGUUGGCGGCGGCCGUGCAGCACUCAGCCAGCCAGCAGAGCAGCACCAGCGGGGCCAGCAUCUCCGCCUCCGCAGCCACCCCCAUCACCCAGAUCCCCCUGUCCCAGCCCAUCCAGAUCACACCCCAGCUGCAGCAGCUCCAGCAGCAGAACCCCAACCUGCAGCAGUUUGUCCUGGUGCAGCCCGGCCUGCCCAUCGCCACCCAGCUGCAGCCGGCACAGUUCAUCAUCUCCCCCUCGCCGCAGGGACAGCAGAUGUCCCCACUUCAAUGGAGUUGGGGUUCGUGCACACCCCAGGGGCAGCAGAGUCUCCUGCAGGCUCCUAACCUACUAACACAACUACCUCAGAGCCAAGCCAACCUCCUGCAGACCCCUAGCAUCACCCUCGCCACCCAGCCUGCGACCCCGACUCGCACGAUAGCAGCUACCCCCAUCCAGCCCCUGCCCCACACCCAGGUGACACCAAAGCGCAUGGACACGCCCGGCCUGGAGGAGCCCAGCGACCUGGAAGAGCUCGAGCAGUUCGCCAAGACCUUCAAACAGAGGAGAAUCAAACUGGGCUUCACUCAGGGGGACGUUGGCCUUGCCAUGGGAAAGCUUUAUGGCAACGACUUCAGCCAAACCACCAUCUCUCGAUUCGAGGCCUUGAACCUGAGCUUUAAAAACAUGUGCAAGUUGAAGCCCCUGCUGGAGAAGUGGCUCAACGAUGCAGAGAACCUGACGUCUGACCAGGCGCUGUCCAGCCCCAGCUCCCUGGGCUCCCCUGGCCUGGGGAUAGAGGGGCUGAACCGCCGCCGCAAGAAGAGGACCAGCAUCGAGACCAACAUCCGCGUGGCCUUAGAGAAGAGCUUCAUAGAGCAGAACCAAAAACCUACCUCUGAGGAGAUCACCAUGAUCGCCGACCAGCUCAACAUGGAGAAGGAGGUGAUCCGCGUCUGGUUCUGCAACCGGCGCCAGAAGGAGAAGAGGAUCAACCCCCCCAGCAGCGGCAGCGCCGGCAACACCCCCAUCAAGGCCAUCUUCUCCCCCUCCACCCCACUGGGGGGCGGAAUUGGGAGACGGGCGGAAUUAGGAGACUUGACUAUACCAUUAUACACAUCCAACUCCAUCAAGGCCAUCUUCUCCCCUUCAGCUCCACUGGUGUCCACGGCGAGCCUUGUGACCAGUAACACACCGACCACACUGACCGUAAACUCAGCUUUGCCUCUCACCAGCACCAGCGUCUCUGGUCUGUUCACUGGAACAACCAUCACUGCAUCCCCCAUUUCCACCAACACAGCCUCGGUCAUCUCCGCCACCCCCACCCUGAUCGCCGCUCCCGCCGCCGCCAGCUCGCCCUCCCUCAGCCCCUCCCCCACUGGGGCUUCGCUGCAGACCGCCGGAGGCGCCACGUCGUCGGCCACCGAGGCCAACGGCAGCAGCGGAGGAGGGACCGCCGGUAGCAACGGGCCUCAGGAGAGCUCCGGAGGAGGAGGCGAGGCGGCGGCUGCGGUGGCGGUCAGCCAGGCAGCCCCCACGCCGGUGUCCUCGCUGGCCUCGGCCCUGAGCUCCGGCCAGGUGAUGGUGUCCGGGCUGUCGGCCGCCCUACAGGGCCAGCUGCCCACCAGCGCCAGCCUCGCCACCAUGGCCGGACUCAACACCGCCGGACUCAUGGCCUCCGCCUCGCAGUUCAACCCCGGGGGGGCGUUGUUGAGUCUGGCUCCAGGAGGUUUGGGUAGCGCACUGAAUCCUGCACUGAUGAGCAACAGUGCCUUGGCCACUAUCCAAGCGUUAGCCUCCAGUGCUCUGCCCAUCACCUCGCUGGACGGCAACGGUAACCUGCUCUUCGCCAACACCAGCGCUGCGGGCGGUGCGCCCAACCUGGUGACGGCGCCGCUCUUCCUGAACCCGCAGAACCUCUCGCUGUUCGCCAGCAACCCCUUCAGCCUGGUGUCGGCCGGGGCGGCCGGCCUGCAGCUGGCCGCCGACGCCCACCAGAGCGCUGUGACCGCAGUCCCCGCCUCCACCAUAAGCACCGCCUCCAAGGCACAGUAAAAGGGGGAGGGGCAAAGGAGGAGUUAGGUGUCGGUGGGGCAUGUUCUAGGGGGUUGGGGUUGAGCGGGGAGGAGCACUCUUGGUGCCUCUCUGCUGCGCUCCACAAACCCCUCAUCAUGGUCUCUGUCGUCGUCUCUCUCCCUCUUGGUUCCUUCCUUUCCUUCCUUCCUACAUUUCUAUUUCUCAUCGUGAUCCUCCUCGGCUUUCUCCUCUGCAUCGUGCACCGUCAAGGCGCAGUUCGUACCCAUUGAAAUCUCUCCAUUGAAAUCUCUCUCUUGCUGCCAUCCAAAAAAAAGAAAAAGACACUAAAUGAGGAUUUUUUUUUCCGUAAAAGGUGUCCUCCCUGCAUUAACUCCAGAAUGUUGAGAUUGGAGGGUGGCUUGAUCUCAUUUCACUUUUGUUUUUUCUUUUUCUGUCUGGGGGCUGUUGCCAUGGGAAUAGUGACAUCAUAAUAGCCGAGCAGAGUGCAAGAGUUUCUUCUCUGCGCUUGUCUCGGCGGUGCAAUCCCAUUGGCUGAUGUGUUGGUGGGCCUCGGCCUUCUCAGACAAACCAAGAUGGCGGCCCUCUCGGCGCCCUCUGGUCUCCUUCUCAUCGUCUCUCAACUCUACCCUUCACUCUUCACUUUUUCUGAGCUGCUUUCAAAGACUCUUAACCAAAAAAUGUUUGAUCUUUUCUUUUCAACUGGUCAUUUCUUCUUGUGAUGAGGUCCACUUCACCGGUGGGAGGUCCUACGUAGUAUAUCAUUGGCCUUGUUCAAUGGUCGUCAUAUCAGUUUUGUUUUUUGUUUUUUUUUAUUAAUAUUCCCAUGUUCGUCUCUUUUCCAUUUUUGAUUCUUAAAACCGGGAGUCAGCUUUAAGGUUGUACGUCACAUAUAUGUGGUUACAAUGCUUUAAACAGAAGUAAUAAGUGGCAGAUGUAUGGUUUCAUCGCUUUAAGGAAAUGUGCAACUGUCGGAAAACACUGUUUUUAUUUUUAUUUUAAUUUUAUUUUUUGAAGGCCCAUGGUGUAAAACCUUCUUACAGGAUGACCAGACUAAUGAUGGCUGAGGAGCUGGCAUCCUUUAUAGAGGGCAAACAUAUGAAAUGGUGAUUGUUGAUUGAGGUGUUUUAAUUUCUCUACAUGAAUGUCAGUCUGCUUGGUCUUCUCAAACACAGCCAAAUACUGUAACCUGGUCUGCUCUGAUUUUGGCCAAGUCUAGACGAUGGGCUUUUUAAUUUUGUUUUCUUGUUUUAUUUACUGUUUGUCAGUGAUGGUCAGGAUGUUUUUCAAAAGGCCGAUGUCAAACCCGGCCUCAACAUUUAUUGAGGAGAAGUUGGUGGGAUGUUGACAAAAGGAGUGUUAUGGAUGGUUGGUUGGUUCAAUAUCGUUUUUUUGG
Messenger RNA from Engraulis encrasicolus (European anchovy), 3710 nucleotides. It is a transcript of the gene pou2f1b, whose product is annotated as POU class 2 homeobox 1b. Bases 44 to 2335 code for a protein of 763 amino acids. NCBI's taxonomy places the organism in Eukaryota, Metazoa, Chordata, Actinopteri, Clupeiformes, Engraulidae. Gene Ontology annotation, biological process: regulation of transcription by RNA polymerase II. The transcript is spliced from 16 exons. Gene Ontology annotation, cellular component: nucleus. The record is from RefSeq and is a predicted model, not a curated record. Gene Ontology annotation, molecular function: DNA-binding transcription factor activity, RNA polymerase II-specific; RNA polymerase II cis-regulatory region sequence-specific DNA binding.